This is a messenger RNA of Ascoidea rubescens DSM 1968, 975 nucleotides long. It is a transcript of the gene RAM2, whose product is annotated as bifunctional protein farnesyltransferase/protein geranylgeranyltransferase. Gene Ontology annotation, biological process: protein geranylgeranylation; protein farnesylation. NCBI's taxonomy places the organism in Eukaryota, Fungi, Ascomycota, Saccharomycetes, Ascoideales, Ascoideaceae. Bases 1 to 975 code for a protein of 324 amino acids. Gene Ontology annotation, cellular component: protein farnesyltransferase complex; cytoplasm; CAAX-protein geranylgeranyltransferase complex. The record is from RefSeq and is a predicted model, not a curated record. Gene Ontology annotation, molecular function: CAAX-protein geranylgeranyltransferase activity; protein farnesyltransferase activity. The transcript has 3 exons.
AUGGAGGCCUAUAAUUACACAGAUAUCCAAUGCCCACCACCAGAAUCUUCAGAAAUAGAAUUAUGCAGGAUUUUAUAUUCAGAGGACUAUUUGACGAAUAUGGGAUACAUGAGAGGUAUUAUGUCAAAAAAUGAGUAUUCUGAAAGAGCUUUGGCUUUAACCGAAAAAAUUAUCAACGUAUGUGCUGCUCAUUAUACUGUUUGGGAAUAUAGAUACAAUAUUAUAAAGGAUGGUAGCAAUCACAAUAAGAUUAUAAAAGAUGAAUUGAUUUGGUCCGAAAAUAUCAUUUUAGAAAACCCUAAAAAUUAUCAAGUUUGGCAUUACAGACAAUUGUUAAUCAUUGAGUUGGUUUCAAAAUCUUCAGAUGACUAUAAUGUAGAAAAGGAAUUUGAAUUAAUUGAUAAAUCUUUGAUUGAAGACUCUAAAAAUUAUCAUUCUUGGACAUACAGAACUUGGUUAACUAAACAUUUCAAGUUGUAUAAUGACAAAAAUCUAAGUUUUAUUAAUAGUUUGCUAAAAAGUGAUAUUAGAAACAAUUCAGCUUGGAAUUUUAGAUUUUUUUUACUUGUUAACAACCCUGAAAACUAUAUCGAACAAGACCGUAAAUCAAUAAUUAAUGGAUUGGUUUUACAAAAGGAAUUGAAGUUUACUGAAAAUGCAAUUGAAUUAGCUCCUCAAAAUCAAAGUUCCUGGAACUAUUUAAUUGGUAUCUAUGAAAAGUUCAACUUAGACAUUAACAAUUUGAAAGGUUUAAGUUUGAAAUAUUCCAAUUUUGAAGAUGAUAAAAUUUCUGAACUUGAAAUGCAACCCAUCAUUUCAUCUGUCCACGCUUUGGAAUUGUUGGCAAGAAUUUACUCGUCUUCAAAGACAACGGUGGAUAAAGCCAUCCGAGCCUACGACUUGCUUGCCACGAAGUACGAUCCUAUUAGAGUGAAUUACUGGAAAUACUUAAGCAGCAGCUUAAAUACCACUUAG